CCUCUUCUUACUUCAAACUAACUUCUAGCCACAAAUACAAACUCAUCCAUAUUCAUCUCUCACUCUUAUACACCAAACUAAGACCAUGAUUCCGGCAGAAAUCACCGGUUACUUCCAAUACCUAUCGCCGGAAAACUUAACCACGAUCCCAGCAGAGUUCAACAUAAUAGACAUGCCCUCGUCUCCAACCUCUUCCUCUUCAUUAAACUACCUAACCGAACUCAUCAACAACAACUAUUCCUCAUCAUCCAACGGUCAAGAUGUCAUGACGAGCAACAACUCAACUUCCGACGAAGAUCAUCAUCAUAAUCAUCGUCAGAGCAUCAUUAUACUCGACGAGAGGAAGCAGAGGAGGAUGCUUUCAAACAGAGAAUCUGCGAGGAGGUCGAGGAUGAGGAAACAAAGACAUCUUGAUGAACUCUGGUCUCAGGUGAUAAGGCUUCGCAACGAGAACAACUGUCUUAUCGAUAAGCUGAACAGCGUAUUGGAAACUCAAGAUAACGUAUUGAAGGAGAACUCUAAACUCAAAGAAGAAGCUUCUGAUCUCCGACGGCUUGUAUGCGACCUAAAAUCUAACAAGAACAACAACAGUUUUUAAGAGAGUUCGAAGAAGUUUAGUGUUUCUUCAAGUUGAAUCGGGAGGGGCAGAGAUUUUGAGAUUGUGUUGUUCGGUUUCAACAGAAAAAAAAAGGUUCGGAUGUUGGGUUAUGGUUGGUUCUCGAAUAUAAAGUUGGUAAUCAUGUAUCAUAUUUGUAUUAUGGUAUGAUCGAUCAUAGUAUAUAUACUUUAAAGUUAAAUAACGUAA
Molecule: messenger RNA, 805 nt
Organism: Raphanus sativus (radish)
Lineage: Eukaryota; Viridiplantae; Streptophyta; Magnoliopsida; Brassicales; Brassicaceae
Product: basic leucine zipper 43-like
Exons: 1
Coding region: 86-598 (170 amino acids)
Biological process (GO): regulation of DNA-templated transcription
Molecular function (GO): DNA-binding transcription factor activity
Source: RefSeq, a predicted model, not a curated record